AUGCGGCAGCCCCCGCUGUCCCACCAGCAUCUCCCGCUUGUCGCCCUCCUCUGCUGCAUCCCCGUGCUGCCCAUCAGCCCGGAGUCUGCUCCGCUCGCAGCUAUUGGCCAUCAAACUGAUACACUUUCUUUAAUGGUUGUCCUUUUUUUACCGUUUUUAGCUCCCGAGUGCUCCCCGGAGGGCCACCGCGUCCUGCGCAGCCCCUACCGCAGCGUCCGGUUCGACUCGCGGGAGCUGCAGCCGGCGGCGACCCGGGACCUGGUCUGCGAUCACUCCCUGCCCCGCGCCUGGUACCGCUUCAUGAUCCACGACAGGCCUGCAGAAAUGCCAACAAAAUGCAUAGAAAUGAACAAGUGCGGGACACAGGCCCCGGUGUGGCUCUCGCUGGGCUCGGAAGCGCUGCCGGCCGCCGGACAACGCAAGGAGCUCACGGCCUGCGCCACGUGGCGCCUCCUCCUCGGCGGCGCCCAGGACUGCUGCGCGUUCCGCAUCCCCGUGGCCGUGCGCAACUGCGGCGCCUUCCUCGUCUACCGCCUGCCGCCCACCCACGGCUGCAUGGGCUACUGCGCCCAAGGUGAGGGCACCCAACGCGGUACCAACGAGCCCACCUCCACCUCCCUCGCUGGGAGCGCGAAGGGCCCACAACACGCAGCACAGCGACCUUGCAAGUCAAGCACUGCCCCCAGCACCAAAAUAAAUUCCUGA
Molecule: messenger RNA, 705 nt
Organism: Tinamus guttatus (white-throated tinamou)
Lineage: Eukaryota; Metazoa; Chordata; Aves; Tinamiformes; Tinamidae
Source: RefSeq, a predicted model, not a curated record